GGCACUUGCAUUGGAGCCUCGUCCGCCGAACACAGAACAUUACAAACGUGUUUCCAGGAGUAAUUGUCGAUGAUUUUAAUCGAAAACAAUUGAUACGAGCGCGGUGCGGCAGCUAUCAGAAUCAAAGAGUGCUAAAUCGGGAAUCACUGCCCUAAGUAAAGUGUAUUGUGUAACCUUUCGAGACGAUGACAAUAGGCCUAAAGGAGGCGAUGUGGGGCAGGCUGGGCUGCCAAUGAUCAUAUGAUUGCCUAGAGCGGAAAAAUACUCAAAAUCAUAGCAGUCGGCGAGGCAUUUCGUUGCCAGAAACGAAAACAACAAUACGUAAAUCGAAAGGACAAAGUAUAUAUUAUCCCGGUACUCCCCAUCUCCCCACCACCAUGUACACAAUCAACAAGGGACCCAGCAAAAUUGUUGCUAAAACGCGUCGCGGCCUGGCACCAAAUUUUGAAAAAUUCGAAAGCAUCAAGGAGAGCGGCCGCAAGAACGCCAGUUUCGAUCUGAACAGUCCCGAGGAGCACAAAAACAUACCGCGUCCGGUGUUUCAACAGAGCUUCGCCUCCAAGCGGAUAACGCCAACCAAACUGAUCGAGGAUGAGGUGAUAACGCCGCAGCAUGAGGAAAUAAUACGUUACAUAAACGACUCCUGGAACAUGCUGGUGGCGAAGAACCCCUACGACUCGAGCUCAUCCGCCAAACCUGUUGAGAAACCUGUAGCGGAUGCCAACAACAACAGCGCCGCCAGUCCAGUGGAGAGCAUAAUGGCCAACAGCCCGGUGCCCGCAGCCUCGACAGCCACUGUCUGGGUAGAGCCACCGAGUCCAGUACUGCAGGACUUCAAGCCCUUCGACCUGGAGUCGUGGUGGGGACGUCGCCUCUUCCAGAACAUAACCAAGAGCCUGUAGGAUGGAUCGAAUGGGAUCGAUUGAGUGGCAGAGCCUGAUCUUUGGCAAUUCCUAGAUAGUCAGUGCUUCCUUCUGCGCACGUACAUUCGACUGGACAUGGGCAAAAUCACACUAGAUGAUAGUGGGCGAAACGAGACGUGACGAGAGACUUGCUUAGUUUUCGGCUAGCGACUAAGUAAAUAUCACUUUGGAUGUUAGUGGUUGGGAGGCCACCGUGGUGGCAAAUCUUGGCAUAGGUUCAUCUCGCUUAUAAGUGUGUAUAUGGAGUAAAUUGAGAGUCGUCGCCGUUGGCCAAUGUAAAUAAUACGAUUUCUGAUUUACAAUUAAGAAUGUGUUAUAGAUAUAUAAGAAACUUGUCAUCUGGAUGGCUUGUCAGUUUUUUAAAGUCAACAACACUCGUGUGAAUUGUAUAAAGCAUAAGGAUUAAACUAACAUCAACUUGA
Drosophila sechellia is the source of this 1345-nucleotide messenger RNA. RefSeq lists its product as uncharacterized. NCBI's taxonomy places the organism in Eukaryota, Metazoa, Arthropoda, Insecta, Diptera, Drosophilidae. Bases 378 to 902 code for a protein of 174 amino acids. The transcript is spliced from 4 exons. The record is from RefSeq and is a predicted model, not a curated record.